UCCUGGGAAAGAGAAGCCACCGCUGCGGGUGGGUAGAGAAGCACUGGGCACCUCCGGGAGGGGACCACACCCGCGCCAUCUGAGUGCCGGAGCAGAGCCAGACCAGGUUACACAGUAUCUUUCUAUGCAUGGGACCUACAGACUACAUGUUUUACAAGAACUAAUGAGUGGUUUUCCAUUCCUUGGAGCUACAUUAGAAACAUAAAUAUGGUGCCAAAAGAACUCCUUGCCUUGCUCUAACUACAGUCAAUUUGAACAUAAUAUAUAUUGAAGAGAAGUGUGUACUGAGGCUACUCAUUGUACAGAAACUCUGCGUGUAAGAUCAUGGACCAUACUAGUAGGGAAAAGGAUGAAAGACAACGGACAGCUAAACCCAUGGCUCAACGGGGUACACACACUUCCCGACCAUCUGGCUCUUCAGCAUCAUCUGGGGUUCUUAUGGUGGGACCCAACUUCAGGGUUGGCAAGAAGAUAGGAUGUGGGAACUUCGGAGAACUCAGAUUAGGUAAAAAUCUCUACACCAAUGAAUAUGUAGCUAUCAAACUGGAACCAAUAAAAUCACGUGCGCCACAGCUUCAUUUAGAGUACAGGUUUUAUAAACAGCUCGGCAGUGCAGGUGAAGGUCUCCCACAGGUAUAUUACUUUGGACCAUGUGGGAAAUACAAUGCCAUGGUGCUGGAACUCCUAGGUCCUAGCUUGGAGGACUUGUUUGACCUUUGUGACCGAACUUUUACUUUGAAGACUGUGUUAAUGAUAGCCAUCCAGUUGCUUUCUCGAAUGGAGUAUGUGCACUCAAAGAAUCUUAUCUACCGAGAUGUCAAGCCAGAGAACUUCCUGAUUGGCAGACAAGGCAAUAAGAAAGAACAUGUGAUACACAUUAUAGACUUUGGACUGGCCAAGGAAUAUAUUGACCCUGAAACCAAAAAACACAUACCAUAUAGGGAGCAUAAAAGUUUAACUGGAACUGCAAGAUAUAUGUCUAUCAACACUCAUCUUGGCAAAGAGCAAAGCCGGAGGGAUGAUUUGGAAGCCCUAGGCCAUAUGUUCAUGUAUUUUCUUCGAGGCAGUCUACCCUGGCAAGGACUCAAGGCUGAUACAUUGAAAGAGAGAUAUCAGAAGAUCGGUGACACCAAAAGGAAUACUCCCAUUGAAGCUCUCUGUGAAAACUUUCCAGAGGAGAUGGCAACCUACCUGCGAUAUGUCAGGCGAUUAGACUUCUUUGAAAAGCCUGAUUAUGAGUAUUUACGGACUCUUUUCACAGACCUCUUUGAAAGGAAAGGCUAUACUUUUGACUACGCCUAUGAUUGGGUCGGGAGGCCUAUUCCUACUCCAGUAGGGUCAGUUCAUGUAGAUUCUGGUGCAUCUGCAAUAACUCGAGAAAGCCACACACACAGGGAUCGGCCAUCACAACAGCAGCCUCUAAGAAAUCAGACUGCAUCAUCAGAGCGCCGAGGAGAGUGGGAAAUCCAGCCCAGCCGGCAGACCAAUACCUCAUACCUGACGUCUCACUUGGCUGCAGACCGCCAUGGGGGAUCAGUGCAGGUGGUUAGCUCUACCAAUGGAGAGCUGAAUGUUGAUGACCCCACGGGAGCCCACUCCAAUGCACCAAUCACAGCUCACGCCGAGGUGGAGGUAGUGGAGGAAGCUAACUGCCUGAAAAUGCUCAACCUGUGGUGCUGCUGUUUCUUCAAGAGGAAAAGGAAGAAGACUGUUCAGCGCCACAAGUGACCAGUGCCUCCCAGGAGUCCUCAGGACCUGGGGACUCUGACUCAAUUGCACCCGCAGCUCCUGCCAUUUUUCAUUGGAAGGGACUCCUCUGUGGGGGAGGGUGGAGAUCCAAACCAAAAAGAAGAAAACAGAUGCCCCCAGAAGGAGCCAGUGUGGGCAAUCCAGGCCCAGUGGGUCAGAGGUUGUCCCCACCUGCCUGAGGCUCUGAGCAGGUCCCAGAGCUGCUGCUCCUAGCUUGCCCUCUGGGCUGCCUGGUUGACUCUCCUUCCUAUUGUUUACAGUGAAGGUGUCAUUCACAAAAACUCAAGGACGACUACUCUUCUCUUCCCUCCCUCAGUUUACUACUAGUUCUUGCCCUCAAGUCCCUCCAGCAUUAAAGCUUGUGAGUUCAAUCAAGGCUUUGCCUGCUGAAGGAGCUCUAGAGGCUGGGGCUAUGGCCAAGAAGGUAGGAGGAAGAUGGCAGAAUGGGGCUGGAGAAGGGUUUUCUCCACCUACCAGUUGUUUCUGACAGUGUGGCUCCCUCUUCCUCUGUGCCUGUGCAGCCUCCAUCCCCAGCUGGCCGAGGGGUGCAGGUUACCCUUCUUCCCUCCCCAUCUUGUGAAGUUACACUGUAGGACACAAGCUGUGAGAAAUCUGCAGUCUACUGUCCCUAUGUGUUGGCAUUCUUAGCUUUCUUGACAAGUGAACUCUGUUCUCCAAUGGUAGUAGGACAAUGCAAAUUGUUCUGAGCAAAGGAAAAAAACUGACUUUAUUGCACUUUUAGUUUGUUUUUGUUUUUGUUUUUGUUUUUAACAAAAACAUGGCAGAUGCAUAUUGUGUCUGGUUAUAUUGGGAGUUUUACUUUUUUUCUGUUUUGAGUGGGAUGGGGCCAGCCAAGCCAUUCAGAGAGAACAUGGGUCCAGAGGACAUUCUCAAUGGAAAGAGUUGGGUCUGCAGCACCCAGAAGAGAAGAAGCCAAACUCUCUGUCAUUCUGAGUAGAACACUCAGGUUGGCAAGGAAACAUACUUGAAUUUUUAUUCAUCUUCUCAGCUGCUGAAGAAUGUCCCUACUGGAACCUCUUGACCUCAUCAGCCUGCUGUUUGGACAACUUGGCUCUCCAGCACACAGGAUGAGCCUGCCAAGCCAGACUGUGAUCAGGAUGCAGCUUAUCCCAGAGGAGAUGCUUAACAGAAAAUCCAAUCUGUUUCCUCCACUGCCAGGGACUUCCAGCUAGAUUGCCACCUGACUUCUUAGUGACUUGGGGAACAAAAUUGGUGAUGAAACAGCCCUAACAUGUUGCCACUAGUGGACAGAGAAUGGAGGAAAAUGAACCUACCUUCCAACUGCCAGAGGAACCUCAGGAUUUGGCAUCAGAGGGCCAGGAAAAGAAAAUCGCUGUGUACUGUCUGCCCCAAUAGCUAAGUUACAGCAUUUGGGCUGGCCUGCCUUAUCACAAACUGAGCCCUUGCAAAUACGCUCCCAGUAGGUCAGUAGCAGUAGACUUAGGACUCAUUACAUAGGACUGCAGUGGGCAAGAGGGUAAGGUUUGUUAGUGCUGGGAAAUUGCAGGGAAAAGGAAACUGAACUGAAAGCUCUGCAUUACCUUCCUGUAAGCUGGCCCUGUGUCUAGAGCAUGUUCUCCCCACUGUAGUCUCCUCCCAUGGUAUCUCUCCUGACCUACUGCCAUAGAGCAUCUUGGUUCCUUCUUCUCGGCCUGAAAACUCACAUGUAGACAGCUAAUCUUCUUAUGUGCAGUUUUCAUUUGAGUCCAGGCUUGUCUAAACAGUGACCUGUUAUUCCAGAUGUGACAGAGGAGAGAGGAUUGUUUACAUCAGGGGAAAAGAUCUUGUAUCUUGGAGUAGAAAGAGCUAACUGACCAACAAAGAUAAUGGUGGUGACUUUGUCUGGUGGGUUUUGCAGCACAGAAAGCAUUGUGCUGACUCAGGUUUAGGGCUGUCACUUAGACUGGAGGCUAUGUUGGGGUACUUUGUGGUGGUGGUUCCUGACAAGUCCCUGGUGUACCUGAGAUGGAACAGAAGUAGCAUUAGCAUGAAUGACUUACUGGGGUUCACCUGUUCCCAUUGGACUUUCGCGAGAAAAUGUCAUUUUACUGGCUUCAAACCUGCUUAGCUUAUGGAAAGAUUGUAAUUUUUCGUUUCAAGAAAUUUUCUGCAUACAAAUCAGUGUGACUGGGAGACUCAGUGUCACACCCAUUCCCCAUAAGGUUUUUGGAUAUUGGGGUUUGCUUCCUUGACAUUACCUAGUAGUUAAGGCACCAUUACCAAAACUUGGAUAGUUUCUCAGUUGGCAUUUGGGCAGCUCUAAUUUCCCAUAUGAAAACUUUAAUUUCCUCAUCCCUGUAUAACAAAAGCCUUGCCUCUCAAGGGAGGGCAAGGGGAAAUGGUGGCAAAGUCUGGAGCCUCCUGAAACUCCAUAUGCCACUAAGUGCCUCCCUCCCCUCCUCCUUGUGCUUCCACAAAAAGCAAAGGCAGUGGCCAGCUUGGCUGCAAGGACCCCCCCCUUGCAACAAGGCUUGUAACUUUUUUUGGUCUUAAAUAUUUUUAAAGGCUAGCUCUUGAGGGAUCGAACCUGAGCAUUUGAGGAGGUUCUUCCUAAUGCACUGUUAUCACACACUGACCCCCCCCCCAAAUCUUUUACUAAAUAUUGAUUUUCAUAACAAAGGUGAAGAGCUCCAGGGCCUUCUGACUUGGAGGGUAGUGGUGGUCUUCCCAGGACCUUUGGCAUGACAAGGUGGACCCCAGCUCCUGAGAAAUUAUGUUGUGACUUUCUUUAAAAUUAGUAAUACAUAAACACACACCUAAGAAGGAAUUUGACCAUCAGUUUUAUCCCUACCAGCACAUCAGCCCCCUCCUACCCCCCCCCCCAACCGCAGCCCCAUGGCUAUAGUUGCUUAACUAGCCUCAGCCAACUUUUUGGUUGGGCACUUCACCCACACACCCAGACCCACUAGCUCUGUAGUUUUGAACUUACCCAUUUCAAAGCUUGAUUCCUAGGGAUCUUUUUAGGGGCGUGGAGGGGGCUGGUUGAUAUCAUUGUUUCUGAAUUAGCAUUAAGCACUAAUUCAGCAUUCAUUCAUUAAAAAAAUAAAAGUACCUUCAUGUUUAUACCGUUAUUGCGAAUUCUUCUAAGCCCUGUAGUCCCUCAGGUAUUAUAUCCUAAGCAGAUUGAGACAGACAGUACAGAAAUCCACCAAGGUAUAAAGGGUUCUUUUCCUUGUCACCAAAAAGCACGUAAGGGUUGAUGGCCGCCAGGCGUACUCUUUCCGGGUCAUCUUACUCCAGAUGGCUCUGUAAGGGUGGGCAGAGCAUGCCAGCAGCCGGUGUACUUUCUUGGCUACAUGAAUUAACAUUCUCCUGCCACUUGGGAUCGACCUAGGCAUAAGUAAGGUUUAGGCAGGUACAGCCAAAGGAAUUGUCUGUCUCAGUAACUUCCAACAUAGUUCAGUGGAAACAUACACUGGUAGUGCAUAUUCGGUGUUGAUUCUCAGUUAGUAACCACUUUUAGUGUCAGAAUUCUCAGUGAUGGUAAUGUUCUACCAGUGGUUACUAAAGAUCAUAGCCUUAACUUUUUUAUAUGCAAAAGAUAUAAUCUAUUUCCCCUCCCAGUGAGCAAGCAUGACCCGUAUUUUUCAAAAGUUCUUCCAUGGCAGCCCAGAAAGCUUCUCUUCAAAGGAACUUGAUCUUCUGAUGCUCUCUCCCAAGCCAACAGGUCUCUUGUGUCCUAUUCAUCUCUUCCAUUUUCGUUCCAGUUUUCAUUCCUAAUAAUUUGCCCUGACAGUGUCCUUUCUAGCAUCGGAGCCAUGUUUGGGCUGUAGUUUUCAGACUGGAAGCUUGUAGCACCAUCCCCAUCAUUGCCACAAGUUGGGCAGAUGAAUUCCAAAAACCCUUCAGGAGCCAGGACUAGACUCCCCCACCUGAAUUGGUCUUGUGAAAACAGGUUCUUGUCUCUGGGGUUCUUGAUUUUGCUAACUCUAGGACUACAAGAAAGUCCCAUCUAGAGGUUGAUGUCAGUGCCUCAUGUCUUUCCUUUGAUGGGUUGGUGGGAAUCAAAAUGGGAUAUGUUGUGUGUGUGUGUGUGUGUGUGUGUGUGUGUGUGUGUGUGUGUGUGUGUUUGGGGAGGGGAUAAUUUUGUUUCUGAAUGAAAAAAAUAAGGCAGAAUGCCUGGCCCUCCUGAGGGUUUGCAGUUAUAAGCAGUGUUUUAGCCACCAAUAAUAGAUUGUGGAAGUCUUUGAUUAAGCGGUCUUAAAAACAUGUUUCCUAACUCCUUUUACAAGUGACUUUUGAAAGCAAAAGAAUAGUUUUCUCCAUUGUAUUCAAAAUAGUAAGUAGAUUGCCAUGAAUAUAGACAGUAGUUGACAUAUUUCCUAAAAAGCAACGAGGAAAUCCACUCCAGUAUUUGCAGAUUAGCUUACAAAGGAAAAAGUGAACACAUGCUCCAUUUAUUUCUAGCUUGAUGAUCAAACUUGGUAUUAUAAAGAAACAGUCAGUUCAGACAAAAUUUUUCAUUUUCCUUUUUAUUUUACUCCUCACAAUCAUCCUUCUGGUGCCAUUUCCACUUUCAAAGUCUCAAGAGCAGAGGGUUAUUUAUGGUAAUCAGUGGAGGUGCAGUGCAGCCAUCCCAGUGAUACAGAGGACAGCUGUCCUGACUGCCUCUCCCCCUCUCCCCUUUUUUCAGAGCAGGUGAGACAUUUUCAGUGUUCCUCUUUAUGAGCUCAGACCAAAUCCCAGGCCAGCCCUUGCAUGGAAAUAUUUUUUAAGAAGCUUAUCAGUUUGUUAGGAAUGUCUCAGGAAAGAUGAGCCAUUUCUUUGGAGGGAAAUACAUGUACAGAUGGGGUGUGUGUGGUGGUAUUAGGAUGCCUGUGUGUGUUUGUGUGCUCAUCUGUGCACAUUUCACUCCCAUAAAGACUCAGCCCAGGCUGCUGGGACCAGGUGUUCCUGAAUAUUCUAGUAACAAAUGAGCUUCUCAAAUUAGUGUCACAUCAAGUUGGCUUUGGGUAUGAGCCCCAUUAUCAAGCAGAAGAGUAAACAGAAAAGACAAGAGAUUAAACCAAAAAUAUAAACCUCCCCCAAUGGAAAAUAAUGUUGACUUAAAAAUUCCCAUUGGAAAUAUUACAAUGCUCUAAUUUAUUAUAUUAUUAUUUUGUCUUUCUUUAAUCUUUUCCAUUGUACUUUUAAAAAGAUGUUGGGAUGUUGAUUGCAGUUUUUUUGAAACUAGAUAAUGUAUAAAUCAGCUGUGGAAAUCAAUUUUAAUUGAUGUGUGGAUGUGUCUGAUUAUUGUUAAAUGCAUUUUUCCCCCUUUGUUUUAGAUGUGUAAUGUUUCAUAAACCCUGGCACUGGUGGAAAAGCUCAGCUGUGAAAAUAAAACUUGUAGUAUUUUUUAACAUGUCAAUUUCAAGUGUAUUUGAAAUGGUUCCUUCAGGAGAGAGAUUUGUAUACCAUUAGGAAAAACUCCUCUGCAGAGGAAGUAGCCUUUUUUGGAGAAAAUGGAAAAUGGGUCUUGAUAUGUAAUCUCAGAGUCGCCCAUUUCCUAGGGCACCAUGGAAAACACAAAUGUGAUCUUUAAGUAUACUUCUUCCCCAAUUUGGGGGAGGAAAGGAUUCAGUUUGCACCCUUUUUGUAUGUAAAAUAAAAUGUCUUACCUUU
Molecule: messenger RNA, 7371 nt
Organism: Condylura cristata (star-nosed mole)
Lineage: Eukaryota; Metazoa; Chordata; Mammalia; Eulipotyphla; Talpidae
Gene: CSNK1G1
Product: casein kinase 1, gamma 1
Exons: 14
Coding region: 325-1728 (467 amino acids)
Biological process (GO): endocytosis; signal transduction; peptidyl-serine phosphorylation
Cellular component (GO): cytoplasm; nucleus; plasma membrane
Molecular function (GO): ATP binding; protein serine/threonine kinase activity
Source: RefSeq, a predicted model, not a curated record